This is a messenger RNA of Asterias rubens (European starfish), 489 nucleotides long. RefSeq names its product CD209 antigen-like protein E. The transcript has a single exon. Bases 1 to 489 code for a protein of 162 amino acids. NCBI's taxonomy places the organism in Eukaryota, Metazoa, Echinodermata, Asteroidea, Forcipulatida, Asteriidae. The record is from RefSeq and is a predicted model, not a curated record.
AUGGCAAAUGAAGAGAUGUGCUUUGCCAACCGUCGAGGAGGACUAUGUCCUCCUGAGUGGAGCUUUUGGCGUGGUGGCUGUUACAUCGUCACAGAUAAAGUCUUUGUGUUUGAAGAAGCAAAGACACAUUGCCAAGAUCUUGGAGGUGGGGUCAUGGUCCCACAAUCAUCGGAAGAGACAAAUUUCAUCUUAGAUCUGGUUUCGUUGGGAAACCACCAAUAUCUUCAAUAUCUUGACAACACUGGAGCUGGUUGGAUCAACUGCACUUUGAGUACCGAAUGGCAAUGCUUCGAUGGAGGUAAAGCAGUCAAAGUUUGGAACUGGGAUGCCACACAGCCUAACAAUAUGAUGGACGGGGGAGAGUCAUGCACCAUCCUACUGAAGGGUCUUCAUCUGGCUUUCAAAGAAGGACCAUGGCAUGAUGCUCCCUGCAGUUGGGAAAUUGCAGCGAUUUGUAAGAAACCUGCUACACCUACCCUUCAUGUCUAG